Messenger RNA from Ostrinia furnacalis (Asian corn borer), 1205 nucleotides. RefSeq lists its product as uncharacterized. The record is from RefSeq and is a predicted model, not a curated record. The transcript has a single exon. NCBI's taxonomy places the organism in Eukaryota, Metazoa, Arthropoda, Insecta, Lepidoptera, Crambidae. The coding region runs from base 173 to 577 and encodes 134 amino acids.
UGUUCUGAGUCAUCGGGAAAUAAAUUUUCCUGUAUUUAGUAUUUAAAAUAAGCUAGUGAUUUGAAAGUUUUUCCUGAUUUCUACCGAUUUAUUGCUUGUUUCUGUACUCCAAGAAAUUUAUUCUGAAUACAAGUUCUUUGAGAUAAGAGCCAAAUAAAACUACCUCCCCAUCAUGUUUUCGUCAUUCUUUGGCAAAAGGAGAUCAUCACCAGUAGAAGAUGACACGCCACCCAUUCCAGGACCUAAAUCGGAUGAUGGAUUCGUUGUAAUUGACCCAUCGUCGCCAAGAGGAAGUAUAUACCCCAGUGUGCCUGGCAGCUCGACCCCAGCCAGUCCGUACCCACUGCGGCCUCCGCCGCCCGUGCCUCAAGCCCAACCGAGAGCUGUUAUAGAUCAAUCCUUCCAUUAUCUUCAAGGCGUACCGUUCUCCUUCUGCCGUGAACUUCGUAUGGCCACCAACAAAGACUCCCUCGUUUCGGAAGUUGGCGACCUUCUGGCAUACUUAACGAAUAAAGUGAAACUCGAGAGUUAUCAAUAUGAUUUUUCAGUCGAAAAAAGUGUUUUGAAGGAAUGCUAGCAUUAAUGCAUGAAGAAGAUAAUAAAAUUAUUGGCCCUGAAUGGACAUUGCAGCAAAAUUAUGUUAUAAAAACUUAUGUAUAAAGCUUUACAAUAAUACUAACUAAAGUAUGCUUUAUGUGCCUUGUUUUCAAGAGAUGUUAAUUUGUAAAUUUGUUGUUAAAUCAAAAUAUAUUCUAUUAAUUAGUGAAGGUAACUAACUGAAACACCAGAAUUUACACAAGGACUUUAUAUUUGUUAUUUAAAUUACUCAACAAUACAGCCUGUAGUUUUAGAGGUAUGUACUGCUAUGAUAUGUACCAUUACUGUGUACUGUAGAAAUGCACUAAAAUUUAAUCUAGAAGAAAAUAGUGAUGUAAACUUUGAUUUAAGUCACAAUAUUGUGUAGCUAGUCUAGUGUAUCAUUUUAUAUUAUUAUUUUAUUUCUUUUUUUACUUUAUUUUGAUGUAACCAACCAAUGUUCACUGAAUUGUCCCUCCAUUUCAAGUGAGGGAAGUGUCCUGUUUUCAUUGUUUCCAGUCCACAUAAAUAAAAUCUAUACGAGUCAUACAAAACUGGUAAGAAAUUGCUAUCAAAAACAUUAUGGUUUUAUCAGUACUGGGAAUACAUUACAUUCAUAAUUAAUACUA